AUGAUACCUUCUAGAGUGCUGCUAUUCUGGACCGAAGUCGGAUUGCUGCUUGAGAUUGCACCACUCGAGGGUUGUGCAGCCGAGCUUCUUGGCGAAUUGGAAGUUACCACUCUAGAAGGGGAGGCAGAGGCACCAGGAGAGCUCGAUACUCUAGAGGACAAGAUCGCGGAUGAUCCAGUAACUGAGCUUGCCAAGACGGCAGAAGAUGGUACAGAGCUACUUGCAGCACUAGACCAAGCUGAUGACCCUGCGAGUGGAGAGGUUGCAGGUGUAGAGGAACCGGAAGCAGAGUUCGCAGGAGGUAGUGCAGCGAAGGUCCUUGAAGACGAUACAGCAUGGGUACCAGAAGAUGGCUUAAUAGGAGUUCCAGAAGGUGGUGGGAUGACUGGAAUAACUAUUCCAGAAGAUGGCGGAGUAGAGAUCCCAGAGGAUGGUGUAGCAGAGUUUGUUGGGUCUGAAGACGCAGUCUGA
Alternaria burnsii is the source of this 471-nucleotide messenger RNA. RefSeq lists its product as uncharacterized. The record is from RefSeq and is a predicted model, not a curated record. The transcript is spliced from 2 exons. NCBI's taxonomy places the organism in Eukaryota, Fungi, Ascomycota, Dothideomycetes, Pleosporales, Pleosporaceae. The coding region runs from base 1 to 471 and encodes 156 amino acids.